AUGAGGACAUAACAUAUCUAAACAAUCAGUUAGUAGCAAGUGUAGUACAAUUAUGUAUAGCUAUAGUCAUGAUACCAAUCGUGGUGGUCCUUGUGAGGAAUAUCGUCAACAUAUCAAGUAUGCUUAAGGUAAAAACUUCAGAUUUGGAAGAAGAAAAACGUCAAACUGAAAUACUUUUAACUGAAUUAGAAGAGGAACGUAAUCGAUCUGAAGAACUGUUACAUCAACUUCUCCCGAAGUCUGUUGCAAAAACACUCAUGGAAAAUGGAAUCGUCGAUCCGGAAUCCUUUGACUCAGUGACUAUCAUGUUUUCAGAUGUAGUGGGGUUUACUACAAUAGCUAGUUGUAGCACCCCGAUGCAAGUCGUGCAGAUGCUGAAUAAACUUUAUAAGACUAUAGAUGGACACUUGGAGAAAGUCGAUGUGUACAAAGUAGAGACAAUUGGUGACGCUUAUAUGGUGGCAUCUGGCCUACCGAAACGAAAUGGUGAAAAACAUGUUGCGGAAAUUGCUUCUCUAGCUAUUAGACUCCAGGCAGAACGAAUUCUUAUUCCACAUAAAGAAAACGAAGCUAUACAGUUAAGAAUAGGCUUUAACACCGGUCCGUGUGUUGCUGGUGUAGUCGGAAUAAGAAUGCCAAGGUAUUGUAUAUUUGGUGACACAGUCAACACGGCAUCGAGAAUGGAAUCGAGUGGUUUACCACUCCGAAUACAAAUGACGCAAUCCAGUGCGUUUAAACUACAACAAACAGGCCGUUUUGUGAUUUCUGAACGUGGGGAAGUUAAUAUAAAGGGAAAAGGUGUUAUGCUAACUUACUGGCUGGAAGGAAUGGCAGUCCCGUGAACAACCGAUUGACAUCGCAUGUAGCUGGGACAUGACAAUUUGUAUCUAUAAAAGAAGAAAGAGUGGGUUUCAGUUUCCACAAAACUCAUGUAUGAAUUGCCUGUAAAAGUUGUAAAUGAGCCGCGCCAUGAGAAAAUCAACAUAGUGGC
This is a messenger RNA of Mercenaria mercenaria, 991 nucleotides long. Its product is annotated as receptor-type guanylate cyclase gcy-13-like. The record is from RefSeq and is a predicted model, not a curated record. The transcript has 6 exons. Lineage: Eukaryota; Metazoa; Mollusca; Bivalvia; Venerida; Veneridae. Gene Ontology annotation, molecular function: peptide receptor activity; guanylate cyclase activity. Gene Ontology annotation, biological process: intracellular signal transduction; receptor guanylyl cyclase signaling pathway; cGMP biosynthetic process. Bases 69 to 842 code for a protein of 257 amino acids.